Molecule: messenger RNA, 4299 nt
Organism: Phlebotomus papatasi
Lineage: Eukaryota; Metazoa; Arthropoda; Insecta; Diptera; Psychodidae
Product: RRP12-like protein
Exons: 4
Coding region: 106-4158 (1350 amino acids)
Source: RefSeq, a predicted model, not a curated record
GGCUGCGUUCAUAACCUCAAAUUCUUGGUGACCACAUUGUUUAGUUGAAUUUUGUGCUCUGUUUUUCUCCCAAAUAUCUUUGAUUUUUAGUGAUUUCUAAGUAAAAUGGGCAAGUUUAGGUCAAAAUUAAAGAGUCACAGUAAAGGAAAACGAUGGGCUCCAGGGCAUUCAGCUGUUACAAAUCCACAAAACUUUAAGCAUCGCAGCAAGGCAAAGUCGCGUUUCUUCCAGCCAAACUUGAGCCUCUCGACUCAAGAUGCUGGCAAGAGUGGAUUGACCCUGGAUGCAGUGAUGCAGCAUGAAGCCCGGCAAAUAUACGCUUCCGGACAGGCAGAUCCCACUGUAAAGGAUAUUGCCCUGAGUAUGAGGUCCGUGAGCCUCGAUGACAUGAUGACGGAGUCUGCAGGGAAGACUUUCAAGACUUUUGCCACAAACUACACAGACUGCACUAAUGCCAGCUUCAGCAAGCUUCUUAAUCGCUUCCGGACAGAUUCAAAUCAGCACAAGGACAUGCUUGCCGUCUUGGCAGCUAUUACUGAAGUGCUGAAUGAUCACAAGGGCACUCAAUCCUCCACAGAGUACUUUGUGGCUCUGCUUGAGGUGCUAGGAAAUGUGAAAGAUGACAAUCACACAGCUGCAGCUCUUUCUCUACUCUCCAUGGGCAUUAAAUCUGUGCCUCAGGCAGUGCUUCGAAAGAAAUUCUCCGAAACCGGUGAGUUACUCUUCAAUAUCAUGCAGGAGUUUAUGGAGAAGGAGAAUCAGAGUGUUUGGAGGAAUGUGAUAGGUUGCAUGUGUGUCUUACUGAGAAAUCAGGAAUAUGCUCUGUGGACUCUUUCCUCCACAAUCAAGUACUUUGAAUCUGUGUUGGGUUUUACAAUUCAUUCCCGAGCUAAGAUUCGCAAGGCUGCCCAACAUGGUAUAACUAGCAUUAUGAUGGGCAGUUGUUUUAUGGUGUUGAAUGAGGAGACUCCUGAAAAAGUUAUACGGGUGCAUCCGGGAAGUGGGAUUGUGCGAAAAUUCUGUGUGAUGCAAUUCAAAACGGAAAAAGUGGCCAAUUCUCAGACAAUUGUUCUGCAUACCCUGGGACUUCUUCAGGGAAUUAUUGGAGUGUUUAAGGAGGAAGAUGUCAAGGCAAUUUGUGAGAAUAUUUUGUCCAUAAUGACAGCUUCGAAUAUUCUUCUGAGGACAACGUGCUUUCAAACUCUUCAUGCACUCUUUGCCAGUAAAUCUGAGAAUGUUGGUGCUCAACUUACGGGAAAACUAAUUUCUGCAAUUUAUGAGUAUCGUCCUGAUCGCCUAGAUGUGCGACAGACUAUUGUGUGGGUGACGGUACUUAAGGAGGGUCUGGUGUGUCUGGCGAAGAGGGAUUUAAAUCUCUGUAGUCGGGGCCUGCCUCGUUUUGUGGACAUUUGCACAUCAGAUUUAUGGUUAAGUGAUAAAUUUGAAAUUGUCUCUGCUACAUCGAAUGCUCUCAAGGAAAUUUUAUAUGAUUGUGUUCAACCGUGCUGUGAUGCUCCUCAGCAACUAUCCAAUAAUUCAGGUUCACUCCAGAAAGUCAUCAAAUUCAUUGGAAGAGUGUUGACAGAGAGUCCUUUUGGUCAUGUGGCUAAACAGGUUUUUGUAAUCCUUAAAGUUACUUUUGAGGUUUGUGGAAGGCAUUUUGGAGACACUCUUCAGGAUAUUGUGGCCACAGUUGGACGACUCUAUGAUACAGAGAGCUCUGUCCGAGUUCAAAUUGAACACUGCCUGGUCACGGCAAUUGAGACAAUGGGUCCUGAAAGGGUUCUCCGAGCAAUUCCUCUGACUGAGGAAAAUGGAGUUGUUUCACUCAACCGCAGCUGGAUUCUUCCGCUUCUGCGUGAAUCCAUCAGACAUGCAAGGCUCAGUUUUUUCACCAAUCACAUUCUCAGUCUGGCUGAUCAGUGUCGCAACAAGUGGCGCAAGUAUGAAGAGGAGAAAAAUACACCUGUUGCACAUACUUAUGAGCUGCUCUGUUGUCAACUUUGGGGCCUAUUUCCGGGCUUCUGCCGGCAACCAGUGGAUCCGGAAAAUUUUCAAAAUGUCGCAAGGACACUAGGGAAUGUCUUGAGCAAUAAUCCUGAAUUGAGAUCACCUGUUUUGGAUGGAAUAAAAGAACUCUGUACAAAUCCAACGGAUUCCUGCAAGAAGGAACUUGAGAGAUUUGCCAAGAAUUUUAUGCCAAUUUUCUUCAAUAUUUUCACAACAAAACCCUCAACGACUUAUGAGGCUGAACAGAGGGAAUUGGCACUGGAAGUUAUUAAGGCGUACCUGGAAUUAACUCCAAAUCCUGUGAGAAUUCAGCUGUUUGAUACAGCUCUUGGGCAACUUAAUGGCAAUCCUCCGGGAAAAUUUACAGCAGAAUCUCUCUUUGCGCUCGUUAGAGUCUUGGCACUGUACAUGGAUGAGGAGAAGCUGAGUGAGCUCUAUGAUAAGUACGUGUGUCCUGUGCUGGAAAAGAAACGAAAAAAUCCAAUGGUGGUGAAGGAGGAAGAUCGCUUUGGGCAGCAACAGAAGAAAACCUACAAAUUUCUCGAGAGUAUUCUACGGAGUGAGAAUUUAGGAUGUAAGAAUUUUGUGACUAAGCGCAAAACUGAUAUCCGAAGUCUCCUUCUCUCGACUUUCACAAAAACUUCAGCACAGUGUCAGGGAUCCAGGCUGACGUGUUUGGCUGUGAUGUUUGGACACGCCAAGAAACUCACUAGUGAAUCGAUGCUGGUGAAAAAGACAAUUCCAGAACUUAUUCUGGCUUACGGAAGCUUUCACGGCACAAAAGAGACAGUAGCUGAUGAAUUGCUAAAGAUAAUCGCAGAUCUCCAUGAGAAAGACAGCAAACUAAAUGAUCUGAUUGAUUCCUUGUCAGCUGGUCUGGCUGGAGAUCAAGUUCUAAUCACAAAUACCAUCCUCGUUCUCAAAUUCCUUUUCCAACACUACGCUGGGAGUUUGAGGGUGACUACAAUUGAAUUUGUGCUUCAGCAAGUGCUGACCUACGUCACAGGGAAACAGAGGUCCAUUGUGGCAGCCUGUGUUGGUUUUCUAUUGGUAUUCGUGCGAGUUCUCCCAGUACCUUUGGUUGCCAAUCAUUUACCUGUUCUCCUCAAAAAUCUCUCAACAAUGGUCCCGGAUACCAAACGCUACUGCCGAAAGCAACUGGGUUUCCUCUACAGGCGUCUCUGUCGAAGAUUCACAGCCGAAGCAAUUAUAAAACUCGUUCCAGGAAACGAUGAAGUGACCCACAAAAGACUGAAGAAUAUCAAGAAAGAACAGGCAAGGAAGAAGCGACAGGAACAAGAUAAGAAUAAUCAGAAGGAAGAUACCGACGAGGAGGAAGAAAAUGAAAUUUUAGAAAAGAAAAUAGACACAAUUGAUGAUGUUCUCGCAGAUUCAGAUUCAGAUUUUGAUGAGGAUGAAGUUGAGGAGAAACCUCAGAGGAAAAGUAAAAAGGCCAAGGAUGCUUUUAUUAAGGAGGAUGCUGAUACAAUUGUUGAUCUGGCUGAUGUAAAUGCUAUUGGAAAAAUUACAACUUCUCGUCCGGAAAAGGAGUCGGUUCUGGUGAAAAAGCAGAAAGAUCCCAAUCGAGGGUUCAAACUGGCCACAGAUGGGCGUUUGGUGAUUGAAGAACCAAAGCGUGGUCAUGCUGAGGAGGAAGAGUCUGAAGAUGAGGCUGAGAUGGAGACAGAUAGGCCAUCAAAGAAAAAUCGCUUGAUGGAUGAUUCUAGUAGCGAUGAAGAACCAGAUCCAACUCCUAAAUCACGUAAACGGAAAGCCGAAGAUGCUCUUAGUGCAAUGUCCGGACAGACAGGAUACCGUCCUGGAGGCAUAGGAAUUCACAGAGCUUUGUCUGCGUACUCUGGAAAAUCGGGCAAAUCAUCGGCGUCGCGUGUUUCAAAGGCCUCUACAAAAGCUUCAGGAGCUACAUUUGGCCAAGAAUACAAGGCUAAGAAGGGUCGUGGAGACGUGAAGAAGAAGGGCAAGUUCGAUCCUUACGCUUACAUCCCUCUAGAUAAGAGUACCCUAAAUAAAAGGAAACGUGCUAAGAGUGCUGGGCAAUUUAAAAGUAUUGUCCAGGGAGCUAGGAAAGGAGCUGCUGCUGGAUCACGAAAUCGCCUUCUGAAGAAAGCCGGAAAGCAGAAGAAGUAAUUUAUAAGGCAAGUGAUUAUUUUUAAAAAAGUGUUAUUAUUGCAAAUCAACUUUAAUUUCUUCCUCACCUACAAUUUAUUAUUAUAUUAUAUUUCCCCGGAUGAAAUACAAAAUGUUGAUAUCGUCACAAUUGUUGAUGAA